Molecule: messenger RNA, 2997 nt
Organism: Impatiens glandulifera
Lineage: Eukaryota; Viridiplantae; Streptophyta; Magnoliopsida; Ericales; Balsaminaceae
Product: fanconi-associated nuclease 1 homolog
Exons: 15
Coding region: 58-2871 (937 amino acids)
Biological process (GO): interstrand cross-link repair
Cellular component (GO): nucleus
Molecular function (GO): 5'-3' exonuclease activity; flap-structured DNA binding; 5'-flap endonuclease activity
Source: RefSeq, a predicted model, not a curated record
CAAAUCCCAAACCCAAAUUCCGUCUCCUUCGUUCCGCCGCCAUCUGAAGGAAAAAAUAUGCUAAAAGGACGCGAAAGCUUGAUCCGUUUGGUCGGAAGGCGCCGUAGAUUCCUCCCCAAUCGUCAAUCUAUCUUGGAAUCCAUUAAGGAUUCCUUGGUCACUUCCGGAGAUGAUAACAAUUUUGAAGUUGCCAAGGCCGAAGAAGAAUCGGCAGUGCAGAUAAGUAGGAGGGAAGUGGAGACGCCUGCGGAUUCUGACUGGGUUAAUUGUCCUGUUUGUGGCAGCAGGUUUCGUGGUGGAGAUGAUGUGAUUAAUUCUCAUCUGGAUAUAUGCCUUAAACGAGGAACCAAACGCAAAUUGAGUCAACCAACCCUGCUUCAGUUAAACUUUUGUUCGAGAUUGGAAAAUGGAAGUCACUCCUCCAUUAAGGAUAUUGUUGAUACAAAACGUUCCAUUGCCAAUGUUGAAUGCGAUACAGUUCUUGAAUCUAUUGUCUCCUGCAAUGCCAUGGAAAGCAGUGACAUGCCAUCUUCAAGUUUGUCAAAUGACAGUUUAAGGGCAACCGCGCCCAGUGACAACUUCAGCAGUAAUGCUGAAUGUUCAGUGUCCCUAAAUAAUGAGAUUCAAGACCAUAAAUCAGCAAUUAAAGAUGGAGAUGAUAUCUUAUCUCUUGAAACCUUCAUUGUUGGCCGUAGGUUUAGCAAUGAAGUUGAGCCGAACACUGGGGAGACCAUCAAGCUUUUAAGAGAUCCUCACAAUGUCAAGGAUUGCAAUGCUAUUAAGGUUCUUACUGGAGAUCCUGGAUAUGGUGAAUUUCUUGGUUUUAUUCCUCGAGAGUUGGCUCAAUAUUUGUCCCCAUUAAUGGACAAAUACUCCUUGAUUUUUCAGGGCUGCAUAAUUGCUAAGCCAGCGAGCUUAUCAGAUGACAUUCCAGUUCAAAUCAUGUGUCAAAAAUGUACACGUGAAACACAAGAUUCUGGAAAUGUUCAGGUUUUUGAAUCACUUUGGAGUAGUGCUUGCAGCGUAGCUGAGUCUGCAAAGAAUCAUAUACCAAAAUAUCUGCAUAAUUUUAUGCUGUUAAUCGAAGAGGUUUUAAAGAGCUCUGCUUAUCUUUUUAGCAGUUAUGAGAAAUCCUUUUUAGAAAAUUUCUUCUCACUUUCAGAUGAUAGUCGGAAACUUUUUAUACGGCUCUAUACUAGAAAAGGUCCCUGGUUUCGGAUUUUGCAUAUUUCAUAUCCUGAAAUAUCUGAUUAUGCCCAAGCAGUCAAGGAACUUUCUGAAGUGGGCUAUUUUUGUUUGGUUGAGUCCAUAAAUGAACUACAGGAUGACCACCUUAAGGGAAUUUUAAAUGUCCUUACAGUAUCCGAGUUACGUGAAAUUUUCCAAGCUUCUAAAAAGAAAUGUAGCUUUGGAAAAAGGAAGCAAGAUUUGAUUGAAUUACUUCUUGCUUUACAUGCAGAUGGAUCAUGUCCGCUCUUCCUGGAGGUUGUGCUAGGAAAGGUUGGAAGUUGUGUUCAAAUAUCUUCAUUAGCUGAAUCCCUUAUUUGGCGUGCUGAGAGGCUCUUUUUCUUGAACGGGGAGCAAGAUUUAUCAGCAUUUUUGCUUGCAGAUCUAGGGAUUGUUAAAUACCCAACUUACAACUGUAUUAUCACAGGCCAGAUCAUUUCAAGUCGAGCUGAUUUUCUCUCUUUUGAAGAGGCCAUUGAGGUGGCACAAAUAAUUGAUGAGGCUCUUGAUGAAAACAACUCUAAGUUGGUGUUAAGAUGCAUUGAAAUAUCUGACUCCCGAAUAACCACCAACUGUCCAAAUUCAAUCUCCGAAUCAAAGUCAACAUGGGUUACAUACUUUAAAGCCCCUUGGAUAUACUCAAAGGUGGUUUUUUUGGGUGUUUCAUUUCUUGAGCGUGAAAGAAGAUACAGUGAAGCAACCAAUUUAUUAAAGCGGUUGCUACUGAACUUCACUUCUGAUAGAAGAAGAGGCUAUUGGACCUUAAGGCUCUCAAUUGACUUAGGGCACCUGGGAUAUAUUGAUGAAAGCUUAUCUGUUGCUGAAAAUGCUAUACAAGAUCCAUGGGUUCGUGCUGGUUCAAAGAUGACAUUGCAAAGGAGGAUUCUGCGUUUAGGAAAACCACCUAGGCGCUGGAAAACUCCUAGUUUUGCAGGGACUGUCAAUAGGAAGAUUAAUGAGGUCCACGUACAAGGAAGGCCAUUGAACUGCAAAACAGGAACGAAGAGCAUAUUUUAUGGAGAAAACGACGAACAGUGUUCUGUUGAGAGUCUUGCUUUGCAAUAUUAUGCCACAGAAGAAGGAGGUGGUUGGACCGGUGUUCAUACUGAAAGUGGCAUUUGGUUGAAUAUUUUUGGGCUUCUCUUGUGGGAUGCUGUUUUUGCUGAUAUUCCUGAUGUCUUCCGCACUAAGUUUCAGACUGCUCCAUUGGAUAUGGAUUCCGAUAGCUUCUAUGAAGUGAGGAAGAACAUUAUAGAGCAGCAACUAGAAAAGAUUAAAGAUGGCAUGGCUGAAGAGAUCUUAAUCACUUCAUGGCAUUCCCAUGAAGGAACAGCUUGUAGGGGAGUUAAUUGGGAAAGAAAUUCUUUGGCUGAACUAAGAGCGGCCGUUACUUGUGUUGGUGGGCGCUGUCUGUCAUCAAUAUGCAGACACUUAGCUCAAGAUUAUAGGAGUUGGUCAAGUGGAAUGCCUGAUCUGUUGUUGUGGCGAUUUAAAGGCGAGUAUAGUGGUGAAGCAAAGAUUGUUGAAGUGAAAGGUCCUAGAGAUAGUCUAUCUGAGCAGCAAAGAGCUUGGUUGCUGUUUCUAAUGGAUUUUGGAUUUGACGUUGAGGUUUGUAAAGUAGGGCCUGCUUUGCUGCAUUCAUGAUGGACCAUUUGAUAAUCAAUUGAAGAAUUGAUUAUAUAUGUGGAGCUCUAAGUCUUUUCACUAUUGAUGAUACAUAAUUUGUUCUAAUUUAUGUGAAAAAUCAAUAGUGAUAUUCAUUCUUAUAUU